AUGUUCUUUUCCAUUCGCCCCUACCAGCCGGCCUCAGUCCCUCGGUUCGGCCAGCCUCAGCUCGCUCCAGCCCCCUUGAAAAUGUACGAAACCAACAUGCUGGCCACACUCAGCUUCCUCUACAAUUCGCUGCCAAGCUCUUGGCUCUUCUCGCAGACCAAUGCUCCAAGUACCCCUCCACUACCACCAGCUCUGGACAGUUUGGGUCCCGACCGAUACGGGCCUCCCGACUCGUGGUCGUGGGAGGCGAUCAAACCACCCAAUCCGGCCUCCUGGAGUUGUCCGGACCCCAGCCAGGCUACACUCUGCACCAACUUGUUCGACGAGAAUAAGCUCGCAAUCUCAUCGCCCGAAGCUAUACCUCUUCCGUUCCAAAUGAACUCAACCCUCAUCGACAGGUCGUUGGAAUGUCAAAGUACUGCCAGAUCAAGCCAAAUUUCUGAGUUGCUGAGUUCAGCGGACUUGGGUCAACUGACGUCGGAACAGACGACGAAUCCUUUCGACGUGAGAAACUCGUCCGCAGACGAUCUGCUUGCCGUUUCUGAGGGAAGGAGCAAAAAUAGGAACAAAUCCACGCAGAACCAGUAUUCGGUCAAUUUCCUCCUUUCGACCAGCGUCUUGUGA
Protopolystoma xenopodis is the source of this 624-nucleotide messenger RNA. The record is from the annotation of a GenBank genome assembly. Lineage: Eukaryota; Metazoa; Platyhelminthes; Monogenea; Polystomatidea; Polystomatidae.